UAAAAUUAAUGACCCUCGUGUGAUGACAACACUUAGUGUGCUCUUGGGGGUCAAUUUGAUGACAUCAGAAGACGAUGAACCCCCAACAUACAAUGAUUCAAAACCUAAAGCUGCCCCAGCCACUAAGAAACAAAAACCUGAACCCAUGGACACAGAAGAAAUGGAUCCUGAUAAAAAGAAGUCUCUUGAAUUGAAAGGCAUGGGUAAUGAAGCCUAUAAAAAGAAAGAAUUUGAUAAUGCCAUAGAAUAUUAUGAUAAAGCGAUAGAAUUAGAUAAAUCUAAUAUUACACUCCUAACUAACAAAGCAGCUGUAUAUUUUGAGAAGAAAGAAUAUGACCUGUGUAUAAAAGAAUGUGAGAAAGCAAUUGAAGUAGGGAGGGAAAACAGAGCUGAUUAUAAACUUAUUGCUAAGGCAUUUGCUCGGAUUGGAAAUGCUUACAUGAAACUAGAAGAUUAUGCUAAUGCUAAAACUUUUUACAAUAAAUCAUUAACAGAGCAUCGUACUGCAGAUACUCUUAAGAAAUUACAACAGGUAGAGAAAGUGGAAAAGGAGAGAGAAAGACUUUUAUAUAUUGACCCAGAAAAAUCGCUAGUUGAAAAAACAGCAGGGAAUGAAUGUUUCAAGAAAGGUCAAUAUCCGGAAGCUGUGAAACACUACACAGAAGCCAUUAAGAGAGCUCCCGACGAUGCAAAGUUAUACAGCAACAGAGCUGCUUGCUAUACUAAGUUAGCAGAAUUCAGUCUUGGUUUAAAAGACUGCGAUGAAUGUAUUAAGUUGGAUCCAACUUUUAUAAAGGGUUACAUUCGUAAAGGAGCGAUUCUGUUGGCAUUGAAGGAGAAUGGCAAAGCUAUGAGUGCAUAUCAGAAAGCGAUAGAUUUAGACCCAAGUUGUCAGGAAGCAAUAGAUGGCUAUUCUAGGUGUGUAAGCUCACAGAGUAGUGAUCCAGAGGAGAUACGUCAGAAUGCCAUGCAAGAUCCAGAGGUGCAACAAAUCAUGCAAGAUCCAGCAAUGAGAAUGAUUCUGGAACAGAUGCAGCAGAAUCCAAGUGCACUGCGAGAACACUUGAAGAAUCCUGCUAUUGCUGCCAAGAUACAGAAACUAUUAGACGUGGGACUGAUAGCGAUACAUUGAUGUGUAACUGUGAUGACAGCCUUGUUUUUAUCUCAAUUAUGGUAUGCAACUUGAUACGGGAUACAGAACAUUUUUGUGUUGGUUGGAUGGCUCACAAAUUAGAACCAUUAUUUGGGAUGUACAUUUCAUUAAUAUUUAAUUCCUUUGAUAGUGUCUCAUGUAUUCAUAUUUGACGACCAGAAGUCAAAACCUUAUUGAAAAAAAAAACACUAAGCUCUAUUAAAGUUGUCAUACCAUACUUGGAAACUCUUUAUUAAUAACAGAAAGUCCUGUACUCCCCUUGAACAAAGGGGUUUGUAAUUGCAUGUCAUUUAAUUGUAACGCUAGCGUCCAGACAUUGUUUUUUUACACAUACAGGAGCAUUCAUGUGACUGUCAAUGCAACCAUGAAUUUUGAUCUAAAUUAGUCAUUCUAUAUAUCUUUACAUACUUGCUGUAAGUCAUUUAAGUUAAAUAUAUAAUAAUAUCCUACAAAUUUAAAGGAGUGUGCGAUUCAAAGUUCAUUGAACAGAUUAGGUUCAGGUUAAUAAUACUAUUGUUUUUAUAAACAGUGUUCACAUGUUAGAUAGUAGUGUUUUUUAAUAGUCAAUUUUCCUCCCAAAGUUGUGCACCUGAAUGGUAAAAAGUUGUAAUGUAUCUGGCAACCUCAUUAGAUUGCUCGCAUUGGUCAUGUAUAUUCAACCUAUCAUUGCUUUCGGUAUUGAUUGCAAAUGUGUAAUGUCUUUUUUCAGAUGGUUAAUAAAGACAAGUAAUUGAAUUAA
Saccoglossus kowalevskii is the source of this 1892-nucleotide messenger RNA. Its product is annotated as stress-induced-phosphoprotein 1-like. Gene Ontology annotation, molecular function: Hsp90 protein binding. Lineage: Eukaryota; Metazoa; Hemichordata; Enteropneusta; Harrimaniidae. The record is from RefSeq and is a predicted model, not a curated record.